AUGCGCGCCGCGCCCGUCCCCCGCGCGAGCGCCAACGCGAGAGCCCAUGGGCUCGUCCCCCGCCAGAUCGACGCAACAAAGUUCCCCCCGUGCAUCCUCGCCUGCGGCGUCAAGAAUGUCUGCGUCCCCACCCCGCUCAUGGCGAUGGGCACAAACUGCUUCUGCGCCAAGGAGAUAACACAGUGUAUCAGCUCCUCAUGUACCGCCGCCGACAAGACGACCUGGACGGCCGAGUAUCCCGGCAUCGCAGCCAUUGUCAUCAUCGCCGCCAUCCUCGCCUUCUUCAUGUGCCGCCAGCGCAAGGCCAAGCAGCGCGACGCGUACGACAUGGAGCUGUUCAAGGAGCCAGGCGCGGGCUCAACCACAAACGUCACCCCGUACAGUAUGAGCCCUGCGCCGCCGUUCUCCCCGCAGCAGCAGCAGAUGCAGCAGGCAUACCCCUUCGCGAACGGGUACGGCCCCGGCUCGGAAGCGUACGCCAGCGGCGGACACUACCAGCAGCAGCAGGGAUACCCCGACCACCAGGAGUACACGCAAGGCGUCAUCGCCACGGCUAACGGCUACGUCCAAGCCCCGGUCCCCGUCGCCCCCGUCCCCGCUCCCCUCCAGACCCACUCUCAGAACUACUCGCUAGGCGGCAGCACAUACCCACAAGCCACAGGCUACCCCCAGCAGCAACAACAGCAGGGGUACGCCCAGCCGGGCAACAGACAAACCAUCUACUCGGAGGGGCACAGCACCACCGGGCCGACGUACGAGAACUCGGCGCGCAUCAUGUCCAUGUACGACGGGUCGACCUCGACCCCACAAGGGGGGAUCACGCCGUUUGCCGCGGGUGCGGGUGCCGGUGUUGCUGGUGCGGCAGCUGCAGGCGCCGCUGGACUCGCCGUCGCGGGCGGCAUCGCCAAGGCGCAAGCACGCCCGCCGACACCGACCGAGAUCUACGUGCACGAGCGGGACGGCGGGCGCGUCGGCGCGCCCUCUGCCGGGCCGGCCCAGCCAGUCGUCAACGUCAUGCCGCCGAGCUACGACCCCUCGUGGGCCGACGACCAGAGCACGUCCGGCACUGCGGGCGGCGGCGGGCGGGUGGUCGCGACGCCGACGCGUCCGGAAAAGUCCGGGCUGCACGUUGUGUAG
This is a messenger RNA of Vanrija pseudolonga, 1137 nucleotides long. RefSeq lists its product as uncharacterized. Lineage: Eukaryota; Fungi; Basidiomycota; Tremellomycetes; Trichosporonales; Trichosporonaceae. The transcript has 4 exons. The coding region runs from base 1 to 1137 and encodes 378 amino acids. The record is from RefSeq and is a predicted model, not a curated record.